AUGACCUCAUUAAAUCGGUUACUGUUCGCUUUUAAAGAAGCAUUACAGUUUGCUGCCGAUGAUCUUUUCUUAGUGACAUUAUCCGAGGUAGAAGACAGUAUUGCAUAUAUUUCACAUAAAUUCGUUGUUAGAAAUAUCAUGAGGAAAAUUGCUAUCAAAUCCACGACUGGAAUGGGUCGAACUUAUACUUUCGACAUUGACUCUUCGAUCACACUCAAACAGCUAAAACAGCAAUUCUUGCAUAGAACAGGCAAUCCAAGCGAUGAAAAAACUGUACAGCUUAUAUAUAAAAAGGAAAUCCUUUAUGAAGAUGAAGAGCACGAUUAUCUUUUAUCUGCGUAUGGUAUAGAAGAUGAUGCGUUGUUACAGGCAGUUAAUAUCAAUAGUCGUACUUGUGGAUUUCGACCACCGACAUUCGUCGAUGUCAGUAAUGGUAAAGGUUUAGUGAGAAAGAAUUGGGGAAAAUAUGCUCCCGAUUGGCGAAUUGCAUGUCCUGGUCUAUGCCUCGAAGGUGUAUGUCAAAAUCAAAGUUGUAAAGCAUAUCAGCAACGAGUGAUUAUGUCUAUGGGUUUUAUCAGAUUCAAUAUAACUGUAGAUCCAGAUACUGACACAACGAAAUGUCCUUCGUGUCAAGUCUUUGUUAAUCCAACUACAUGUGCAUUUAAUAAUUGUUGGUGGAAAUACAGCGGGAAGAAGCAAGAGGGUGAGAAAGCACCCGAGAAAUGUUCAUGUGAUUGGCAGUAUGCUGAUAAUGCGUAUCAUUAUUUUGAUGAAGAUAAAAGCGGAACGGUUACAUGGAAAGAACUGAUUGUGGAAACUACGCAAAAUAAACCUUACUAA
Molecule: messenger RNA, 840 nt
Organism: Adineta ricciae
Lineage: Eukaryota; Metazoa; Rotifera; Eurotatoria; Adinetida; Adinetidae
Source: the annotation of a GenBank genome assembly